AUGUCUUCUCACAAGACUUUCAGGAUCAAGCAAUUCCUGGUCAAAAAAAAGGAGAAUUAUCCCAUUCCUCAGUGGAUUUGGUUGAAAACUGGUAAUAAAAUCAGGUACAACUCCAAGAGGAGAUAUUGGAGAAGAGCCAAGCUGGGUCUAUAAGGAAUGCACAUGAGAUGGUACACAUAUUUAUGCUGAAUCAAGGUCAUUUGCAUCUUACC
Balaenoptera musculus (blue whale) is the source of this 212-nucleotide messenger RNA. Its product is annotated as 60S ribosomal protein L39-like. The transcript has a single exon. Gene Ontology annotation, molecular function: structural constituent of ribosome. NCBI's taxonomy places the organism in Eukaryota, Metazoa, Chordata, Mammalia, Artiodactyla, Balaenopteridae. Gene Ontology annotation, biological process: translation. The coding region runs from base 1 to 153 and encodes 50 amino acids. Gene Ontology annotation, cellular component: ribosome; cytosolic large ribosomal subunit. The record is from RefSeq and is a predicted model, not a curated record.